AUGGGGGACUCGGGAUCCAGACGAUCGACUCUAGUAUCUCGGUUGCCAAUAUUCAGGAGAAGUGUUAGCCGGAGACACGACUCUCUUCCCUCCUCGCCUUCUUCUGCUAAUGCCAUUGGUGCCCACACAUCCUCCCCAUCCAGCACUAACUCCAGCUCAGGGAGCACAGGGAAGCGCCGGAGCAUCUUCCGCACUCCUUCCAUUAGCUUCCAUAACAAGAAAGGGAGUGAUCAGAAGCCUGACUCUGCUAGUCAAAAUGUUAACGUCUCAAAUGGUGCCCAGUCCUCUCUCAGCACUUUUGAAAAACUGAGCUUAGAGGAGCACAUUAAAAGCAGAGGAAGGCAUUCAGUUGGCUUUGGCAGCUCACGCAGUAAGAAGAUAACAAGGUCUUUGACAGACGAUUUUGAAAAGGGAAAGGAGCCCUCGGCUAAUAAGAAUGUCUUUAUAAAUUGCAUAAGCUCUGGGAAGAAUGAGGGUGAUGAUUCAGGCUUUGCAGAGGAGCAGAGCCGAUACUCUGUCAAACAUUCCACGCGGAAACUUCUCCCGAAAUCUUUUUCAUCGCACUACAAAUUUUCUAAACCAGUACCAGAGAGUCAGUCAGUUUCCUCUGUGCAACAGUCCAGGUGUUUGCUAGAGAUUAAAUCGUAUGUAGAAAGUGAACCUGUAAUCACCAAGUCCUCUCCUCCAUGUUCAGCCGAGACAACAGAGUGCAUGGGAAGCUCCUUACAGUCCCCACUGCUCUCAGCUGACCUUACAGCUGCCCAGACCCCCUCUGACUUUGUUGCUCUGACAGAGGAUUCUGUUUCGGAGGUUGAUGCUCUGGCCAGCAGCGGGACCGGGGUGCUGCUUACAGAGGAUUUUGGCCACAAUGUCUCUACCUCUCAGAUCUUUAAUCCUGCUGCGGCUCCUGCAGGGGAAACGGAUAUUGUACAAAGUACUUGCCAUUUUACUGGUGUAUCUCCUGUGAGUCAUGCAAGCUCAUGUAGUGUUGACUCUAAUACUUUAUUCAAAACCUCAGAUGCUAAUCAAACAAGAGUAUUGUUGCAAGCCAAUGAACUACAUAUCAACGAUGCCAGGCACAUAGGAGAAAUUAACUCUGCAAACACACAUUUAGAAAACUUUGCAUUACAGUGUAGAGAAGAACCAGUGAUACCCUCUUCAAAGGCACUGGGGUUGAGUGGGGACAGAGAUGAAAGCUCACCGUCCAAGCACACAGGCGAGACAAUUCCUGUAAUGGAGUCUCAGACUGUUCCAUGUUCUGAACCUCAGUCCUUUAAACCACUACAGGGUUAUGAAACAAACCAUUCUAAAGUUGAUCUUGCCAAUAGCUUCAGUCCAUACCGAGAAGGCAGAUUUGUUGAGAAGCGACUGAGAUCCUCUUCAGAAGGUACUGCUGGAGGCAGUCGGCUGAUCAUAAAACCGAAGGCUGGAAAUACAGAAGAGCUUAACAGCCUACGGAAGCAGAGAGCAAGCUCAUCCUCUUCAAAAAUGAACAGCAUG
Molecule: messenger RNA, 1500 nt
Organism: Nestor notabilis (Kea)
Lineage: Eukaryota; Metazoa; Chordata; Aves; Psittaciformes; Psittacidae
Gene: CCSER1
Product: coiled-coil serine-rich protein 1
Exons: 2
Source: RefSeq, a predicted model, not a curated record